UGAGUGCCGACUCGCUUACCUUGGACUGCAUCAUCCAUCUCUUCUCGCACCUGGAGGUACCGGAUCUGCUUAGAGCAGCCCAAGUGAAUAAGACAUGGAAUGAAGCAGCAGAGACCACUUUUCUUUGGAGCUUCAUGAGGAAAACCUCAGACAUUGCAAAGUUUUCAAAUUCAGACAGACAUUUUCAUGUAAAGGAGAAAACAAGGGCAAAUGAGUGGAAUCGUUUUAGUGAUCAAAAGACCUUUGGGCAACAAAAGGCAAUGGAAGAGUGAAAGUCAAAAACAGGGAGGCAAAGAGAGAGAGGCAAGUAGAGCUUUAAAGGGUCUAUGUGGAAUACUUGCAAUGCAAUGCAGUUCAUGUUCACUUGGAAGGAAAUCCGGUUCAGUAAGAUUUGCUGCUAGAAAUAUGUGUCUGAGACGGUGGGCCUUCUGCAAUAUCUCUGUGAUCCCAGGAAUGCAGACCUGGAAAAGGUAUUAUCUUCACCGCUCUAAUCUCGAGCAUAAAAUGGCAUCAGGGCGGCCUUCAGUUGACUAUACAUGCAAAGCUAUGAGAGGGCAUAAAGGAGUGAUAAAUGACAUGGCUUACCUCUCAAAGAAUGAGCACACAUUUGCAACUGGGCAGGUCCAGUCUGUUGUAUGCACAGCAUCUUCUGAUGGCACCGUCAAGACAUGGAACGUCCAAGAGGGUACACAGAUUUGGUCGAGUCCGCAACAGGAAGUGCCACUAGCAAAUAUUAUCACAUUUCCUCUGUAUAAAUUGGCAGUUACAAUAGACUGUCAGGGGAUGAUCAAACUCUGGCAUGGGGACACGGGCCAAGAGCUUGCAUCGUUUUCCGUGUCAUCCUCAUCCUGUUCAGUGGCCGCCUACACAAAAAACAACAAGCCAUUCCUAACGGUAGGUACUGGAGUAGGCAUCCUCUAUAUAUUGGCAGCUUCUGAUCUGAGCCAGGUUUUACGCACGGAAGUAUUUCAAAACUGUGGCAUGGAUUUGUCUCUCUGUUCACCAGAUGGGCAAUGGAUAGUUCUUUGUCCAACUGAUCCUGCUUUUUCACCAAAGGUGUUUUACACAGAUUGUGCAACUAAUCCAGAGGACGAUGAACUGAUACUAUCUAGUCCUUUACCAGUUACAAGCCGUCACCUGGUCACCUGCUGGUUACCAGCAGAAUUAGCAAGGAUAGCCAUACUACAUGACGACGCAAUGAACUUUCACAUUGUGACCUUUGAUAUUGUCAUGGAGAAGAAAUCUAAAUACAAAAUGAACAUUGUGGUUCAACAGGUUGCAAGCUUCACACUCCCAACACAAGAACCAUGGAUGACAAAGAAGAUCAUGAAAGGAUUUGGCAAGCAGACACUUCUUAUAGCAGCUGGACUGGAGCUGAAAUUAUACACUAUCACUGGGACUGAAUUAAUGGUUUUCAAAGAUCACCAUAAAAUUAUUACAUCAAUCUGGGUGGAUCCUUUUCAUGUAGUCACAUCAUCCAUGGACCUCUCAUUACGAGUGUAUUCCUGGAAAAAUGACAACAAAUCUUCCUCCUUGAUUAGUCGCUAUCAUUUAAUUGGAGGAUCCCACCGAUGGUCCACUGGCUUUAGAAGUGUGGCUUGUGACGAUGUGAGCAUUGUUGGAGUGGUGGCUGGAACAGACGGGACAGACAUUUUAAGGGCGUACUCCUUUAAUUUGUGAGACUUAAUGCUUCUGUGUUACCUUUUCAUGCUUUCUUCACUUGUCAAUGAACAAGUGAAUCCAUCACGAAUUUCCACUUGCGUAUAUGUAAGUAGCAGGCAACUGCUAUCUAAAGAAAUGGCAGGUAUCAUACACAGCAUUCCAUAUUGUCUGACCAUGAAGUGCAGUAGAAUCCAAGCUGUAUUUGUAUUUGUAGUAUUAAUAAUAAACUACAGAAGGGAUGA
This is a messenger RNA of Varanus komodoensis (Komodo dragon), 1904 nucleotides long. It is a transcript of the gene FBXW12, whose product is annotated as F-box and WD repeat domain containing 12. The coding region runs from base 211 to 1680 and encodes 489 amino acids. The transcript is spliced from 12 exons. Gene Ontology annotation, molecular function: protein binding. NCBI's taxonomy places the organism in Eukaryota, Metazoa, Chordata, Lepidosauria, Squamata, Varanidae. The record is from RefSeq and is a predicted model, not a curated record.